UCCACAGGUUUCAAGCUUCAAAGUUUAGCCUGUCAUGCAAGUUAUCUAAACAGCUAAGUUGAUAUUUACCUACACAAUAUUAACUUUGAAACAACUGUAUUUCUGUUGAUGAAUCUGAGUAUCUGCAUGGAGUCCAGUGAAUAUUUCGGUGAUGUUUGUUUCUUUUACGAGUUCCUUAUUUAACCAGCUAGCAGGACGCUAACUGUAACUAGCUAGCGGACGUGUGUUAGCUAGCUAGUCGCGUUGUCCUCGUCGCUGGCACUGUAUCCAGCUAUGUGUUUUUAACGUAGAACCACUUAAUCACUCCUCUGUUAGAAAUUGCUUGUUAAUUACCGUUAUCGUGAGUCAGCUGGCAUCUGUGGUGAGGACAUCGAUAGCCAUUGUUGUGACCGCUCUCGUCUGUGGAGGCUGCAGUCCGUUUGAUGCCUCCCAAGAAGUGAACCUCGAGGAAUGAGUAUGACAAGAGAAGCGAACACUGUUCAUAUAACCACGUUCAUUCAACCUUUCUGACGGAUUGAAACUAGAAUUUAUAAUCGAUCGAACUAGCUAAGGGGUUUGACAGCAAACGCUGUCAAAAAAGAAACGGGGUUGGUUGCGCGACAGUUAGUGUGACAUGUCCUUGCCGUCACCGGUGCAGAUCAAGGAGGCGAAUGCACACCUGGUCGCCGUACACAGGCGGGUUGCAGAGCUCGAGCAGCGGCUGGAGGCGGCGGAGAACACCGUACGGGAGCAAGCGGAGAGCCUUAUCCGAAAAGACGAGCAACUCCGAGCUGCUACGCAGUCAAUCACAGAGGCCAAGGAUAGGGAGAUUGCCUACCUGCAUGAGAAGCUGUGUAAAUCAGAGGAAACGAUUCAGAAGUUCCAGAACAUGGUGAAAGAAAAGGAUUCCUUGAUUGGGCAGUUGCGACACCGUUGCCAGUUAUUGGACAAUAUCUGCAAAAGCCGGCCAUUGCUGGACAGCAUGCUGUCACACAUGGCUGAGGCAGAGCGACUGGGUCCGGUUGUUGGUACGACAGAAUCCAUCAGUUUAUCACUCACUGAUGGGGAGUCAAACUGCAGUCCCAGCCGUAUCGGCAACCACAAGGACUUCUCCCUCAGUGAGGACGACAUGGAUGACCAAGAGCUGGAUGACAUCGUUUUUGGAACUACUGUAUGACAGUGUCAGAACCACAUGUGGAUAUUGAGGGGUAGUUUUGGCAACGGUUUCUCGGUGAUGCUUGACAACACUAAAGCGGAUGCUGAAAUGAAAACAUAAGUGUUCCUGUGUAUCUCAUUCCUGGAUUUUUUAUGUACCCAUCAGCUCUGUAUUGAUUUAUUUGAAUAGCAAUUGAAUUCUAGUACAAUCCCAGCAUUGUAAAAGGAGUGAGUUGUAUGCACACAUAACAAAAUAUGAAUGAUCUAGCGCACUGGGGCAUAUGGAACCAAACUGAGAUCCGUGUAGUUGAAACUUUGAACAUAUCUCUGUUCCUCACGUUGAACAUAUUGUAUUUUUUUAGAGGUGAUUUUACAGAUACAUCCGCUAUGCUUCUGGGGGAAAAAUAUUAUGAUUCCUGUAACGGUGUCUGUGGAUAAUCAGUUUCAAACAGAUUUCAUGUACCAAAUCAAACCAUGUAGUAUACAGUAUAUAUCCAUAAACACACUCACAGAUUAUGUUUACUUGGUGCUAUGUCGCCAUAAAUUCUGGGAGCUGGCAAAAUCUGAACAUGAAGUUACAGACAUUGCAGUAAGAAUGGUUUAAAUGUCUGUAAACUCCUAGAUUAUAUAUAGCCCUGAUUAAACUGAAAUUCAGUUUCAGUUUAUU
This is a messenger RNA of Megalops cyprinoides (Indo-Pacific tarpon), 1801 nucleotides long. It is a transcript of the gene vmac, whose product is annotated as vimentin type intermediate filament associated coiled-coil protein. The record is from RefSeq and is a predicted model, not a curated record. The transcript is spliced from 2 exons. Bases 614 to 1156 code for a protein of 180 amino acids. Lineage: Eukaryota; Metazoa; Chordata; Actinopteri; Elopiformes; Megalopidae.